UGUGUCAUCUGUAGUGUUAAUCUAGUUACUUUCCUAUCUAUGUUCUCCCUUCAUAUUGUGAAAGUACUUCAUGGCGACAUAUUUAUAGGUGCCAAGUCCCUCCUGCUGGCUAGCCUCGCGCGGCCCCUCCCAUCAUGCUCUGUAUUCCCUUAAAUACCUACUGUUUUCUAUCAGUAACUCAAUCAUCGGCAAAUAGUGAACGAUCACGUAAACAUUGGUGAUAAUCUGUUUACAUUGCCAAUUAAUGGCGGACGUAACCGUGUCCAUGACUGUCUAGGGACAAAGCGUUGGUGCCACGGUAUCGAUUUAUGCACGGUUGCAUUUAUGUAUUUAAAGAUAUAUUUUUAAACUAUUUAUUAGUGACGAGAGAAUGGAUGAGUUAACAAAAAUGACAGCAUGCCAUGGGAAGACGUAGAUCCGAAUAUUCGUUAUAGUGGAACGUCAUGCAAUAUUAUGAUAAUGAUGACUCAAGUAGAAGUGACACAAUGGAUGACCAGGAAAGCUCAUUAAAAGAAGAGAAGGAAGAUGGGGAACUGGAGGAAGGAGAGUUGGAAGAGGACGAGGUGGAGGAGCCCUCACCUAGUAAGAGUUUUCAAGGGGACAUGGGCAUUGCUGACAAAAGAACUACAGCAGAAAGUGAUGCCCGCAUGCAGCUAGAAUCAGAUGCCAGAGAGGAAGGAAAGAAAGAAAGAAGAGAAAGCAGGGAAAGUAAGGAUGAAAAAAAGAGGAAACAUAGGGAUGAUGAUGAUGAAAAGAGAAAAAAGAAGAAAAAGAAAAAGAAACAUGCAAGCAGUGAAGGGGAGGAUGACGAUGGAACCAGCCCAAAGCUCCACCAGCAUAAGAUGAUAGUGCCAACAUUUGACAAGAAUAUGGAAUUUGAUGCAAUGCUGCAGCAAGAAAUGCUUCUGCGAGGUCGUUCACCUCCUCCAGGCAUGAUUCCUUAUGGUCCUCCUCCAGGGGCUUUUGGUGGCCCUCCUCACCCAAUGUUUCGUGGAAGACCAGUUUCAGAUUAUGAUUCGUAUGAGUCUGGAUCUGAUUCUGAGAUGCGAGAGCGGCAGGCACGACGUCCACGACGGCCCAACAGAAGGUUCAGAAGAUCUCGCUCCCGGUCCCGUUCUCCUUCUCGUAAGAAUGAAGCAAUUUGCAUGUAUUAUAUGCAAGGCAGCUGUCAAAGGGGGAAGGGAUGCCCUUAUUCACAUGACAUUCAGCCUCAGAGAAAAAUGGAGUUAUGUAAAUUUUACAUGAUGGACUGUUGUGCCAAGAAAGACAAAUGUCUGUAUAUGCACAAAGACUUCCCUUGCAAACAUUAUCACACUGGAGUCAAAUGCAAGUCAGCUGACAAGUGCAAGUUCAGUCAUGAUGCUCUCUCAGAUGCUUCUCGUUCAGUUUUACUCAAGCACAUAGAAUUGGCCCCUAAGGACAUUCUUGGGGACUUUCCUCGACUAACCAAAGAUGCUGCACAGCUUGUAGUAGCAAUUACUGAAGCCCAUCGUAAGGGAAACCCAAUGGAUGUAGAAACUAUACCUGGUAUUAUGGAUUUCAAGGGUAGAGGUUUUAAAUAUGUAGACAAGGCAAUAAAGAAUGUGCUGAAAAAACAAGAAGCAAGAAUGAAAAACAUGCCAAAGGACCAGCCUUACAUGGAGGAUAUGGGAGACAGGAGAUCUCCAGAGCAUCCUCACCACCACCCACACUCACAUCCACACUCACACCCACUCUCUCACCCACACCAACACUCACACCCACACUCACAUGGUCACCAGCACCAUCAACACCAACACUCACAUCCACAUCAACACCCACACCCACAUCCACAUUCACAUCCACAUCCACAUCAACAUCCCCAGCAACAGCAGCAGCAUCAUGGGGAAGGUGGCAUGACGCCUCCCCGGCAUACAUUUACACCACCUCUAAGUGAGGAAAGAGAAAGCAGUGAAUCACCCCAAAAGAAUCCUGGUACUAGUAACAAUACAGCUUCAAAUAUCUCAAAUAUGAGCAGUGGCCAGGGAGCACCCACAAGUAAUAGAAAGAGCUUCAUGACAGCUCGUAUGCCCCAAAAGCAGCGAGAACUCUUCCAGCGAAUUGAGCAGCAGCACUCUGUUCAGCAUGAACAGGAAGACACAGCCACAGAAGGUGCACUGGAUGAUACUCCACUUAAUCCUAAUAAUGUUAAUUGGUAUUCCAGUGAUGAAGAUGGUGAAACACCUUGCAGUACCAAAAUGCAAGGACAAGGAAUGAGUGUACACACAGGUGGGAACUCAUCCCCAAGCAGGACACCACCCUUGCCCUCUAUGAGUGGAAGCUCAAGCAGUUUUCCAGCCACAGAGAAACAAGGAAACAGUCCUGGAAGUUCCACUACGUCACAGAAAGGUGCCUUUGCUGGCAUUAACUUGGAUAACAUCAACAUCUCUUCUGAUCUGGCAAGUGUUUUGUCAGCUCUAAAGAAUCACAAUGCAUCUAGUAACAAUAGAAACAACAGUGAAGACUUUGGAAAAGAUCAAAGAAUGCUGUCCCCAAGAGGAAAGGAUCCCAGGGAUAUGUCUCGAGAUUCCAGGGAAGCAUCAAGAAGUUUUAGAAACACAGGCUUAGAUCAGGACGUGUCCAAGGUUUCAAGAGAAGGGAACAAGGCCAUGGUAGAUAUGUACAGGGAUCCCCGAGAUGUAAUUCAAAGUCCAAGGGAGAGUACUGACUACAGUCCUUGGCAGAGAGAUCAGUUGCCUAUUUCUGGGCUGCAAGAUCCUUGGGAAAACCCAAAAAUGGAUUCUUCCAAAGAUCAAGAUCAGCAAAGGAAUUUUCUUGAUAUAAGAGAAGGUUCUGAUAUGGAUCACGAUCAGCGACUUAGAAAAAAAGAUGUUGAUUUAAGAGUGAUUCCAGGAAUAGACAAUAGAAGUGAGAGUUCAAGUAUGAAAAGUGCACAGUAUGAUACUGACAUGAGAAUAUCUAGUGAAUCAUCAAUAUAUGAUGUAGACUUAAGACAGUUAAAUUUACCUAGUAGUUACCAGAGUUCUGAGGAAGAAAUUAAUUCAUUACCUUUUAAAGUACCAGUGCAUACUCCAGCCAAAGAAAUUUUUGCCUCCCUUUCAUCUCAUUCACCAAUGUAUUAUCAGCUUGUUAAAGUAACUAUUCCCAAACCAAAUUUCACCCACUUGAAAAUAAACAAAGAUGAUCCCAGAAUUAUGGAAGAUCCCAGAAUACGAAGGAUGUUGAAGAGCUCCACUGAAGAUAAUUCAAAUCGAAGUCCACGAGCACCUUCCAGAUAUGAGAUGGAUGUACCAGUGAGCCCACCACCACCUAAAGGAGAUGGGAAGUUUUCAGACUCUGAUAACAGAGACCCUAGAGUGAUUUCUCAAAGAGACCCAAGAAGUGAAAGCCGUUCGGACCCAAGAAGUGACGUAAGAGGAGAGCCAAGAGUAGAUCCAAGAAUGAGUGCCAGAGUUGACCCAAGAGUUAGUAACAGAGGUGAUCCCAGGGGUGAUGCUCGUGAUCCACGAGAACAGAUGGGUGACAUGAGAAACCAAGACAUGAGAAUGAGUGGAAUGUAUGGAGGGAACAAUGGAGCAAUGAUGGAUGGAGGAAUGCAGUACAUGAACAUGGGGCCUGGGUCUGGACCUGGGCCUGGGCCUGGGCCUGGGCCUGGGCCUGGACCUGGGCCUGGGCCGGGGCCUGGACCUGGGCCUGGUCCCAUGGGUCCCAUGAUGCCUCAAAAUAACAUGAAUCCUAGAGACAAGCCAGGUCUACUUGGACCUGCCCCAAUGGCAUUCUCCUCAGGUUAUCCUCACAAUAUGGGACCAAGGGUGCCACCUUUCAUGAUGAAUUCUGGUCCUGGUCCUGGUCCCGGUCCUGGUCCUGGUCCAGGUCCAGGUCCAGGUCCAAACAGUGGUUACUAUUCAGACGAGGGUGAAAUGAUGGGAAGUGGAGGAUAUCCUCCUCAGGGAGGCCCAGGAUGGGGUGGACACAUGCCAGGGAAUGAUCCAAGAUUGAACCGUGAAAUGGGAGAGGGAAGCAGGUCUUAUACUCCACCCUCAGUGUCUUAAACUGUUUGAUGCUUGUAAUCGUGAAAGCAAUCCAUUUCAAUGGAUAAUUAAGUGUAGCCCAUGGUUACUGUUCCCUAUGUGUUUCAGAUCUCAUCACUGUGUGAAUAUUUGAAAGGAUAUUUACAUAUAUAUAUAUAUAUAUAUAUAUAUAUAUAUA
Messenger RNA from Portunus trituberculatus (swimming crab), 4188 nucleotides. RefSeq names its product zinc finger CCCH domain-containing protein 6-like. The transcript has 11 exons. The coding region runs from base 444 to 4031 and encodes 1195 amino acids. Gene Ontology annotation, cellular component: nucleus. Gene Ontology annotation, molecular function: RNA binding; metal ion binding. The record is from RefSeq and is a predicted model, not a curated record. Gene Ontology annotation, biological process: negative regulation of DNA-templated transcription. NCBI's taxonomy places the organism in Eukaryota, Metazoa, Arthropoda, Malacostraca, Decapoda, Portunidae.